This is a messenger RNA of Triticum turgidum subsp. durum (durum wheat), 993 nucleotides long. NCBI's taxonomy places the organism in Eukaryota, Viridiplantae, Streptophyta, Magnoliopsida, Poales, Poaceae. The record is from the annotation of a GenBank genome assembly.
AUGGACCAGCCGCGGUCGAGGAUGGCGGAGGACCUGGCGGCGCAGCGGGCGGCGUGCGACCGGCGGAUGGCCGCCGGCCGAGACCGCUUCGCCUCCGCCUCGGCGGCCGUCCGCGCCGCCGCCGCCUCCGCCCGCUCCGCCGCCCACCAGUCCGUCUCCCGCCGAGAGGACCUCGACGGGCUCAAGAAGCGGCUGCGGGACCUGGGAGCUGACCUAGGGCAAGCCCUGUCCCUUAAGCUCACCAUGGAGUCGAAAUGCGAGCGACUCAGGGAGUCGAUUUCGGCCUCGGCUGCUACAAGCGAGCAGCUAGGCGACCUGGUCACCGGUCAGAGGAGCAGGAGCGAGCGGCAUGCCGCGGUCAUAUCGGAUGUGCUCGAGGCUGCUGAGGCUUUUGAAGCAAAGAAUGAUGAAGACGUUACACUGAUGAAAGACAUGGAAAAGGCUAUCUGCUGGUAUCAAAAGCGCCUUGGCUUCCAGGCCGUUGUCGAAGGGGAAGGCGUGAAAUUCAUAUUCGACAAGGUUGACUCGCAAAGUCCUGAGAAGGAGUUUUCAUUUUCCCUAAAGUUUGACAAAGAUAGAUGUACCUUACUUCGAUGUAGUCCACCCGUGGAAGAUUCUGAGGAACUGGUGAAGGAUUUGAACCUCACUAACGAUCUAGUCAAGUUUGUAAGAAUAAUCCGACAGAGGUUCCAGGCUGCUGCUUUGAAUGGGGAUCUUCCUGUAAGCCCAACAGUUUGUUCAGAUGCUUCCGCUAUACCCAUCUCAUCUCCGGUGACAAAGUCAGUUGACUCCACAAGCAAAAAUGAUAGAGAUAAAAGUAAUUCUCAAAGUAAGAACAGGAAGCCGGCUCUUCCCGCUAAGAGAAAAGCUUCCGCCCUAUUGGCAGCAUCUCCUGGUUCUGUGCGUCGCUCCCCGCGUUUUGUGCAGGGGGGAACGGGUGAGUCGCCAGCCGAUGCGUACCCUGACCUGGCCAAACUAAUCCUUAACCGAUGA